AUGUGGUUCAGUACUUCUAAUUUUCCCGUGUCCGGAAAAGUCGCCUUGAUAAUAGGUGCAUCCCAGGGAAUUGGAGCAGACCUAGCACUUAAGCUCUACGAACGAGAUUGUUCGUGUAUUCUCGUUGCAAGAACGGCCUCCAAACUCAAGCAGCAGAUCGAGAGAAUAGAGAAAAGUGUAGGCAAAAAGGAAAAUACCUCAUUGCUGUAUUUGGCACAUGACGUUUCUGACUACGAUCAAUGUGUAGAACUCUGGGAUCAGAUUGUAGAUUCUCACCAUCAGGAUCCAGACGUUAUUUUCUGUUGUGCUGGAUCUUCAGUACCCAAAUUAUUCAACGAUUUGACUGGAGCCGAGAUCCAGUCUGGGAUAACCACCAACUACAACACCGCCGUAAACGUUGUCCAUGCCGGGUUUAAAAAGGUUUUGGCUACAAAUCCCAAGCUUGCUUUCAACAAACAUAAGCAUAGACAUGUCAUUUUGUUUUCGUCCGUAGCCAGUUUCUACGGCUUCAUUGGCUAUGCCCAGUAUGCGCCCAUGAAAGCUGCGAUUCAAUCUCUUUCCAUAGUGCUUCGUCAGGAAUUGGGACCUUACAACUAUCGAGUUUCAUGUGUCUUUCCUGGCAACUUUAUGUCUGAAGGAUUCGUAGAAGAGCAAAAGACAAAACCAGAGAUAACUAUAACAAUUGAAGGACCAAGUUCUCCUAUUCCAGGUGAAGAAUGUGCCGAACUAAUUAUAAACAAGCUCAGCAAGGGUUACGAUACCGUAACUACGGACUUCAUUGGCUGGUUGUUGGGCUGUUCUGUCUUGGGAGUCUUGCCCAGAACAUGGGGAUUAUUCCAGGUGAUAGUGAGUUUUCUUUUCCUGAUCUUUGCACCUUUGGCUAAUUGGAUUGUAUAUCGAGAUAUCAUCAAGUAUUUCAAGAAGAGACAGCUUGAAAUAGAGUCAGAGGCUGUUGACGAAGACGAAGAAAGCCAUAAGAAGAAGUAG
Scheffersomyces stipitis CBS 6054 is the source of this 987-nucleotide messenger RNA. It is a transcript of the gene KSR1, whose product is annotated as 3-dehydrosphinganine reductase. The record is from RefSeq and is a predicted model, not a curated record. NCBI's taxonomy places the organism in Eukaryota, Fungi, Ascomycota, Pichiomycetes, Serinales, Debaryomycetaceae. Gene Ontology annotation, cellular component: endoplasmic reticulum membrane. Gene Ontology annotation, biological process: sphingolipid biosynthetic process. Gene Ontology annotation, molecular function: 3-dehydrosphinganine reductase activity. Bases 1 to 987 code for a protein of 328 amino acids. The transcript has a single exon.